Molecule: messenger RNA, 600 nt
Organism: Triticum turgidum subsp. durum (durum wheat)
Lineage: Eukaryota; Viridiplantae; Streptophyta; Magnoliopsida; Poales; Poaceae
Source: the annotation of a GenBank genome assembly
AUGCUUCUGCGGCACGGUGCACCUCUCUGCGCGCCACGACCGCCAGCAGGAGGCCUCUGCGCUGGAGGUGGCCGCCACGGCUCCACGCUGGCGCGACCCAAUGUCCUUCGCCAGACCUGCUUCUUGUGGGCUGCAAAGACGAGCGGAGGAGCAAUCAGUUACCAGAUGAAAAACUCAAGAUGGAGGCCUGUGUUUGCCUUGGAGACAGGUGGACCACCUAACGCAGAUGGCGAAGACUUUGAAGAGGACAGUGGUUUUCUUGGCAGGACAAGGCUUGGCCGACUCGCCCAAGCUGCUGGAAGGCAACUACUUGAAAAGCUGAACUCUGCCAGAAGCAAGUCUCCCACAAAGAUAUUCCUUGUGCUCUUUGGAUUCUACACCGCCAAUGCUUUGGCAACAAUCCUAGGGCAGACUGGUGACUGGGAUGUUCUUGUUGCUGGCGUCGUAGUGGCUGCCAUUGAAGGAAUCGGCAUGCUUAUGUACAGAAAACCGGUCACCAGGCCUCCUGGACGAUUUCAGUCAUUUAUUUCAAUGGUGAACUUCUGGAAAGCUGGUGUAUGUCUUGGCCUUUUCGUGGAUGCCUUCAAGCUGGGAAGCUGA